GUUUGUGAUAUGAUGGCAUAGCCAAGGUUACUUCGGAGGCUAGAAAUCACAGAAAAAAAAUCUGUUAGAACGGAUGAUAUUUACAUUUGUGUGGUAAAAAUAAAAACACAAAAGAAUGCAGAAUUAUAAAGGAAUAAUACCUCUUGAUAACUUGAGUUAGCUCAUGAAGUGCGCAUGCGUAUGGUCUUCAAGCGCAAUGUUCACAGACUAUGCCCAACGAAAUGAGAUUCAUCAGAGUAAGUUUUGAUACUCGCAUUGUUGAGUUGUCAUCUCGUAGUAGGCGUUUUUUCAACAAUUUGAAUCCCUUUCAGAAAAAAUUGUAUUGACAAAGAAUCCUUAUGUAUGUAUCUUAUUCAGAAGAGUUGGAAUAAUUUCUACUCUAAGGCCAAUAUUGAACUUAGAAUAUGUCUUCAGAUGACUGCGUUCAGCGUUUAUGUGAAAUAAACUCCAAAGAAAUCCAAGAACCCAGCAAAAGAAAUUAUUGGAAUGAUCUGAUAUGGAAGAAAAUAAUAGUCCUCCUAUAUGUUCAUAUAAUAUUUAUUUAUACUUUGACAAGCGUGCACACGUUUAAGUUGAACACAAUAUUUUUAGCCUCAGUCAUGUAUAUACUUUCUGGUCUGGGCGUAACUGCAGGAGCUCAUAGGCUGUGGAGUCAUAGAUCCUAUAAAGCAAAAUUACCUCUCAGAAUUUUUCUGGCAAUUGUGAACUGUAUGGCAUGGCAGGUUCCUAUUUAUGAUUGGUGUCGAGAUCAUCGAACGCAUCACAAAUGUUCAGAAACAGAUGGCGAUCCACACAAUGCCAGGCGAGGCCUUUUCUUCAGUCAUAUUGGUUGCCAUCUGGUUAAAAAACAUCCAGAUGUAAUAAAAAAUGGAAAAAAGCUUUCUCUUGAUGACUUAAAAGAGGAUCCUGUAGUAAUGUGGCAGCGCAGGUAUUUUAUUCCUAUGGCCCUGAUACUGUGUUUUGUCAUACCGACUUUGAUUCCGUACUACAUGUGGGAAGAGACACUCUGGAAUUCAUAUUGCGCAUGCGUUGCAAGAUAUUGUGUAUUGCUCAAUGCGGCGUUCUCAGUGAAUAGUUUUGCACAUUUGUUGGGAUCUCGACCAUAUGAUGUCUCCAUCAAUCCCAGAGAAAAUAAAAUUGUUGCUUUUUUUGCUAUGGGUGAAGGUUUUCAUAACUAUCAUCAUGCAUUUCCCCAAGACUAUUCUACAAGUGAAUUUGGAAUCAGCAAAUUGAACCCAACCACAUUAUUUAUUGAUAUGAUGGCAUUCGUAGGACUUGCAUACAAGAGGAAUAAAAUAUCUCAACAAAUGAUUGGCGCCAGGAAAAGAAGAACUGGAGAGUAAAUGAGCAAAAUAAUAGAUAGUUAGUUAGUUACCCUUAACUUCAUAACUGAGUGACUUGCAGCAAUCUUAUAUAUAAUCUGAUAGAUAUUCCGAAACACAUCGUUAAUAUUUAUUUAUGCAAUUAAUGAUAGAUUUAAUGCGCUAUUUCGUAAUGUACGCAAUUGCGCAAUAAGAAUUAGAAUAGACGGCGGCGCAAGUCGUAGGAAUUAAUGUCUAAAAUAUAGAAUGCCAAACGUAUGAUUUGGGAUUUGUAAUAUCGCUAAGUUUGUCACUAGAUGGCAAGUUUUUGUACAUAGUCACAUGCAACCUCCACUUAGUCUCAAAAACAUGACAAUUUAUGCAACCGCUGACAUGCUAUUUAUUUUUGUUAUUUAUAAAAGUACAUUCUUAUGCUUUUACCACAUACAUAUUUACAAUAACGCUAUUCUACAACAUAACUCGUAUUAUUCUUCAAUGGUAAUUAUAAAUCAAAAGUUU
This is a messenger RNA of Styela clava, 1820 nucleotides long. Its product is annotated as stearoyl-CoA desaturase 5-like. Lineage: Eukaryota; Metazoa; Chordata; Ascidiacea; Stolidobranchia; Styelidae. The record is from RefSeq and is a predicted model, not a curated record. Gene Ontology annotation, biological process: unsaturated fatty acid biosynthetic process. Gene Ontology annotation, cellular component: endoplasmic reticulum membrane. Gene Ontology annotation, molecular function: stearoyl-CoA 9-desaturase activity; iron ion binding.